Molecule: messenger RNA, 7514 nt
Organism: Nannospalax galili (Upper Galilee mountains blind mole rat)
Lineage: Eukaryota; Metazoa; Chordata; Mammalia; Rodentia; Spalacidae
Gene: Gpr179
Product: G protein-coupled receptor 179
Biological process (GO): G protein-coupled receptor signaling pathway
Cellular component (GO): membrane
Molecular function (GO): G protein-coupled receptor activity
Source: RefSeq, a predicted model, not a curated record
AUGGGUUCUAGGGCAGUGGCCACGUUUUCUCUUGUGUGGGGACUGCUGGACUGCUGUUUUUUCUGCAGCUGGGCUCUGGGGGGUCCAAGGCCCCUGAGCUCUCUGCCUCCACUACCCUCCCAAGCCAAGUCAGGAUCUGAGGCCAUGUGGAUGCCCCAUGAAGCAGCCCUGGCUUUUCUCUACUCCGGAGAUGCCCAACAGCUGUCAGGAGCUAAUUGCAGUGAUGGCUACGAAGCUCCUGGGGCAGAGAGCAGAGCAGGGCUGCCCCCAGUCCUACAAAGGGCAGCGGGCACCCUGGCCCAGGCGGCCAAUUUUCUCAACAUGCUGCUGCAAGCCAACGACAUCCGAGAGUCCAGUAUAGAAGAGGAUGUGGAGUGGUAUCAGGCACUGGUCCGCAGCAUGGCAGAGGGGGACCCAAGGGCUUACAGGGCUCUGCUGACCUUUAACCCUCCAUCAGGAGCCAGCCACCUUCAGCUAGCCCUGCACGCCACCCGGAUGGGGGAAGAGACCAUUCUUCAGGUCCUAUCUGGGAACAGAGUGCAGGAGGAGCAUCCAGAAGACCCAGACAGCCCUGAUCUGCAGAAGCGGGUGCUGACCAAUGACCUACAGAGCCUCGACAGCCCCAAGUGGCCACGAGGGAAUGGAUAUGUAGGGGACAUACAGCAGGUGAGGCUGUCUCCUCCCUUCCUGGAAUGCCAGGAGGGCCAGCUCCAUCCCCGCUGGCUGGUCACACUCUCAGCCACCUUCUAUGGACUCAAGCCAGACCUCAGCCCAGAGGUCAGGGGGCAGGUGCAAAUGGACAUCGAUCUUCAGAGUGUGGACAUCAAUCAGUGUGCAAGUGGCCCUGGCUGGUACGCUAACACACACCUGUGUGAUCUCAACAGCACUCAGUGCAUCCCUCUGGAGAGUCAGGGCUUUGUCUUGGGCCGCUAUCUCUGUUGCUGCCGACCUGGAUUCUACGGGGCAAGUGGCUCUGGGGGGUUAGUGGAGCGUGCAACUCAGACUACCGAGCAAUUUGGGUCCCCACAAGGCAGCUUAGGGAAGCUGCUGCGGUGCCAGCUGUGUCCUGAGGGCUGUACCAGCUGUAUGGAUGCCACACCGUGCCUAGUGGAUGAGGCCCUGGUGCUAAGAAUGGCAGUGCUGGCCUGCCAGGCCUGCUGCAUGUUGGCUGUCUUCCUAAGCAUGCUGGUCACCUACUGCUGCCACUGGAGCAAGAGGAUCCGGGCAUCUGGAGUCAUUCUGCUGGAAACCAUCCUUUUUGGAUCCUUACUGCUCUACUUUCCUGUAUUCAUCCUGUACUUCAAGUCCAGUGUGUUCUGCUGCAUUGCUCUUCGCUGGGUCCGGCUUCUGGGUUUUGCUGUCCUCUAUGGAACCAUUACCCUGAAACUUCACAGGGUGCUCCAGCUGUUCUUGUCUCGAACGGCCCAGCAGGGCCUGCCCCCGAGCAGCGGGCAACUGCUGCGGCGUCUGGGGCUGCUUCUGCUGAUGGUGUUGGGCUUCUUGGUCUUAUGGACAGCAGAAGCCCUGGAGCACACACCUCUGGUGACUCGAGGCCACAUUUACAGCGGCCGCCACUUCUACCUCUGUCACCAUGACCGCUGGGAUUACAUCAUGGUUGUGGCGGAAAUGCUGCUGCUGUGCUGGGGCAGCUUCCUCUGCUACGCCACCCGAGCUCUCCCCUCAGCCUUCCACGAACCGCGCUACAUGAGCAUCGCCCUGCACAAUGACCUGCUGCUCUCUGCUGCCUUCCACACAGCCAGGUUUGUGCUGGUUCCCUCCUUGAACCCAGAUUGGACCCUCCUUCUCUUCUUCCUCCACACCCACAGCACAGUCACAGCCACACUGGCUCUGAUCUUCAUCCCUAAGUUCUGGAAGCCAGGAGCAUCUCCCCGAGAGGAGAUCUUGGAUGAAGUAUAUGAAGACGAGCUGGAGAUGCAGCGAUCAGGCUCCUACCUCAACAGCAGCAUUGCCACAGCCUGGAGCGAGUGCAGCCCGGACUUAGGAGACAUCCAGGAUGAGUUGAAGAAGCUCUAUGCCCAGCUACAAGUCCACAAGACCAAGGAAAUGGCUGCUAAUAACCCCCACCUGCCCAAGAAGCAGGGCAGCUCAUAUCAGGGGCUGGGCCGCUCCUUCAGGAGGUACUUGGCUGAAUUCCCUGAGGCCUUGGCCCAACAACACUCCUGGGACUCAGGCUCCCAGGGCCAUUGCAGCCUGCCAGGCUCCUCUCGCUGCCACUGCCGGCUCCUCAACUCCAGCCUUCAGGAAUCUGAGAGGCCACCAGCCCUGUGCAAGAAACUCAGCACUUACUACCACCACAGCCAGCAAGACCUGACUCUACUAGACUCCUUACUGAGAAGGAACCUGUCCAAGAAGGCCUCACAAGUGGAGGGUCAGGAGUCAGUGGAGGGGCCCCCAGCCCAGGGCUUCAGGUCAGCCAGUGCCCACAACCUGACAGUGGGAGAGAGACUCCCCAGAGCCUGGCCUACCUCCCUGCAGAAGUCAUUCAGCGUUGUGGCUGGCUCCAGGGAAAAGGCUCUGCUUGUGGCCAGUCAGACCUACCUGGAAGAAACCUAUCGGUGGGUGAAAGAGAGAGAGGAGCGAAAGAAAGCAGAGGCUGCCAUGGUGAGCCCAGUGCAGAGGCCAUCAACCAGGAGGCUGGAGCGGGCUCUAUGGGCUCCACUGUCAGCCCCACCUUCCCCUGCCAAGAGAAGCAGCAUGGACAGCUCUCACACCUCUGGCAGGCCUCAUGAGGAGGCUGGGAGAAGGCUGCCUCACCCACCCAUCCGGCACCAGGUCUCCACACCCAUCUUGGCCCUGUCUGGGGCCUGCCUGGGAGAGCCAAGAAUGCUGUCUCCCACUUCUAUCUCCACGUUGGCUCCUGCUCUGCUGCCAGCCCUGGCCCCAGCCCCUGCCUCUAUCCUCGCACCAGUCCCUGUGCUCUCCCAAAGCUCCACCUUACUCACUUUCAUUUGCCCCUGGGAGAAUGCAGAACUGCCAGGCAAGAAAGAAAACAUGGGCCAGGAAGGCCUCUCGGGGCCAGAAUGAAGCAGCCACUCCCCUGCCCCAGCUUGUGCCAAGAUUUGGAGGGCCCUCUCUGUCACAGUGGAGAAAAGGGGAGCUGGGGAAAGUGAGACAGACACAGAGUCUGGACAUGUCCAGGGGGAAGCUGAUGACAUGGAUGAGGGCAAACCCAAGGUCUUCUCAAAAUCCCACAGCCUCAAGACCCCCAUGCAGCAGGGCUCCAUGCGCAGCCUGAGCCUGGCCAUCAGAGCUCUGACCCGUUCUCAAAGCACGUACAAAGAGAAGAAGGGUGGGGAAGACAACCCUGAGACUAAGGGCAAGCCUGCAGGGGUGGGCAUGGGGGCUCCACCCCAAUCUCCCAGGCUAGGCAGGCCCAAAGCAGUGAGCCCACAGGCUGCCCUCACCCCCUGUGAGGAUGAAGAGUCCCUCCAGAACCAACAGAAUGCUCACACCAGCAGAAUGCUCCAAGUCUGUCACCAGGAGGACAGAAGAGAACAAGAGGACAGAAGCAAGAGGACAUCCCAGGGUCUAGGGGAGCGGAAAGUUGAGAGAACAAGUAAAAUAGGGCUUGCCACACUGAGGCAAGUUUUGGAGGUUGAACAAGCAAAGGAAUCCCCUGUGGGGUGGCAAGAGCUGCCCAAAGCUGGCCUCCAGCCCCUAGGCAAUGCUGACCACAUGGUGACAGAGGUCUGCCCCUGGGAAGUCACUGAGUCAGAAACGUGUCAGCUGGACAGUAGCAACAAGGUCAAAGUCUACUCCUGGGAGGGGUGUGAAGGGGACCUUGAGAGGAAGCCAUCAAGGAAAGAUCUAAGUGGCUCCUGGGAGGAGAGAAUGAAAGCACCAGAGAAAUCAGAGCCCAAAGGUGUGUGUGCCGUAACUCGGAAAAAAUCAGAGAGGCUGGUCAGAAGCCAGGAGGCAGUGUGUCCCUGGGACAGUGCUGUUACUAGAGAUCUGUCUCCUCAUCAGGACUCUGACAGAACCCAGGGCAGGUCUAAGGUGGUGGGCAGUGCAGAGGCAAGGAAGGGAGAGAAGCAUCCAGGGGAAGCCAAUGGCCCAGAGGUUCCUCCACCUGACACUGUCAAAGCAGUGCUCCACCCCUGGGAGAUGAGUGAUGGGAGGGAGGAGACUUUGGCUAGGGGAAUGAAGGAACUCCCUGGGGAAAGGCAGAAAGCCCCCAAGAAGGCAGCCUUCUGGAGAGAACAGAAUCUUGGCAGAGACCUGGUGUCUCUUUGUCCAUGGGAAAGUACAGAUUUUCGGGGUCCCUUGACAGUCUCACUUCAAGCCCCAGGAAGUUCUGGGAGUUUGGGCAGUAGCCUUGCAGAGGUGUGCCCAUGGGAGAUAGGAGAUACAUCUCCUGAUAAAAAAGCCGAGGUCUGUCCCUGGGAGCUGGGUGAUGAGCUAACCAGGAAGGAAACAUUGGGUCAGGAAGCUGGUGGGGAAUCUCUCCCAAGAAAGGAGAAAAUCUCCAGAAAGGGGUAUUCCAGAGAUGGAGGGCAAACUCUGAGAACAAUGCCAACAGCCAGUCAAGGGCAGGCAACGGCGUGUCCCUGGGAAGAAACAGCCCCUGUGCAAUCCAGCCCAUAUCCAGACAAGUCCUUGUCCAAGGUUGGUAGCCAGCUCCUACACAAUGGGGACAGCAGAGCAAUGCAGGUGUGUCCUUGGGAAGUGUGCAAGCCAGAGGAAAAGCAAGCAACACCUUCUACAGCAGUAAUCUGUCCCUGUAGAGCAGAUGGAUGAACAGAGGACAGGAUAUCAGGACACACAUCAAAUGAAGGAGAAUCUCAAAAAGAUAAGGAAAAAGUUCCCGGGAAAGCAGGAAUCCAAGAUGUCAAAGUAUGGGAAAAGUCUGAGGAGUAGAUCCCAAAGCAGGAAACAAUCUGCCCCUGGGAAAGUGUAGACCCUGGUAACUUCCCCAGAGAAGACACAGAGAAACCCCAAGCCAUUAUCCAGACUCAGGGUGGUAUGGGAAGCAAAACUGCAGAGAUCUGCCCCUGGGACGCGGAGGACACCCUGACACCUGAGGUCAAGAUCUGUCCCUGGGAAGUGGGUACUAGAACAGGGGAAGAAAAGGCUGUGGCCACUGAGGUCAGUGGGAAAUCGCCAAAUGAUACAGGUCAGACUUCUGCAGAUUCUGGACCUAGGCUGACAGCUGCUGCUCCUACGAAGCCAGAGAGGCCAACCAUGGAGCAGGAGGUUUGUCCCUGGGAAAGCUUGGGUCCAGGGGACUCUCAGCAUUCAGACACUUUGGACACUGAUAGAUAAACAGCUGGACUACAGGAACUGAACCCUGUAAGCUCUAGGCCUAUUGAGAUGUGUCCCUGGGAAGCAGAGGAAGCUCCUAUCAGUGAAAAAGCCAAGAUCUGUCCCUGGGAAGUGAAUGAAGGAAAUAUUGGGAAGGGACUAGAGAAGGAGAUGGGUAAUGAGUCAGCAAAGAGGAAAAAAAAAAAAAAAAAAAAAAACCUAGAAAAGGAGAGACUCACCUUCCAAGAAGAAGGCAUAACAAAAUGGGAGGCUAAACUCCAUCAGCAACAGGUGAUGCAGGUGUGUCCUUGGGAACCAUCUGUUCAGAUCUCUAAGGUUUCAGACUCAGCCAGUACCACCAGUAGCUAGGUGGCAGAGGGACAUUCCUUAGAAGCAAGUGAUGAAGCAUCAAAGAAGGGAGACCUGAGAGGAGACCUCAAGACAGGUUCCCUCUCAGAACACAUGACCCAAGGAAAAGCUCCAGCUUUGAAAGCAGAAUUCCAUGUUGAUGAUGAGGGAAGAACAAGCAAUGAGCUCCAGUUUGUCUGUCCAUGGGAAAGCAUGGUGCCAGUAGGCUCCUCCUCUUACCCAGUCAGCCAGCACCCUAGCCAAACUAGAGCCAGCUCCCAGACACUGGUCAGCGCUGAGGGUAGGGUCACUGAGGUGGGCCCAUGGGAUGCUCCUGACUCUGAUAUGCAUAACCCUGAUAGAAGAACCAAGGCUGAGAUCUGUCCCUGGGAGGUGACUUAGACUAUCCUGGAGAAAGGGACGUUAAGACAAGAUGGAAAGACUCUCAGGAGAAGGGAAGAGGAAUCUCAGGAGAAGGGAAGAGACUCUGAAAAACCAGAGUUCAAAGAUUUAGCAGUUCAGAAAAUGCCACAGACCAGCAACUUCGGGAGGCAGGAGGCUAUGUGUCCCAGGGAGAGUCAGGACUUUGGGGGUCUAUUUCUGCAACCGGCCCCCAGGGCUUCUGAUGGAAGCAAAGGCAGUUCUGAGGUAGCAGGCUGUGUGGGACCUGGAGUGGCAGAAGUGUAUCCAUGGGAAGUGGAAGAGACUCUCUCUGCCAAAAGAGCAGAGAUCUGCCCCUGGGAGGUAAAUCCAGGAGCAGCAGGAGAGGGAGGACUAGAACAGGAGAUGCAGAGAAAAUCACAAGGGCAAGAGGAGAUCCUUGCCAAGGCAGGGUCUGGAGGGGCUGAAGAACAUUUUCCAAAAGCAGCAGCAAAACUCAAUAAUGAGCAAGAGAUAGUCUACCCCUGGGAAGGCACAGGGUCAGAGGGGCUCUUCCCUGAGGCAGACACUCUAGACACAGUUCAUCCCAAGGCCAGCCCUGACAGAGCAAGCAACAUAGGGAACAGGACAGCAGAGCUGUGUCAAUGAGAAGUCACAGAUCCAGAAGAAAAUAAAAUCAAGGGCACCAUAGCAGACAUCUGUCCAUGGGAGGAAACUAGAGCCCCAUCUGAGAAAUCUAGCCUCCUGGCUUUACCAGCAACUCAGGCAGAUAUCCCUAUAGCCCCUGAGAAAUGCAAAAGCCCCCACCCUGAAGUGGGUGAGCCACCAAGUACUUUUACUCUGGAAGGUGUCAGAGAACAAGAACCUUUAAGGCUUGUGUCCAGAGCCAAAUUAGCUCCAGAGCCAAGUCCGCAAGAAGCCAAGGCUCAGUUUUUCUCCACAACUGAAGACCAAUGACAAAUGACUGCUGAUGCUCAAGAUGAUGAACUUGGCCGUCUACCUGCCUAUCCUUGGGACUGGGAGUAACAGCUCCAUAGGUGAGGUUAAACAGAGCUAGCUUCAGAGCCUUUUCACAUACUACCUAGCAUUCCUAAAGAGCUAAAUCAAAGUCACUAAGCUACUUCUCUACCCAGAAAGACACAACUCACAACUACAUAGGAAGGGUACAGCUUGGACUCCAAGAGACAUCUCAUCCUUUCUACUUCUCCUUUUCCUGCUUAGGGAACAAAAGCUGUACUCUCUUUCCAAAGAGAGUACCAUCCAUUUAGAGUACCUGACACAAGACUCAGAAUCAGGACUCUAACUUACAAGAUCAGUGUUAACAGUGAAAGGCAACUGGCAGUGCCCAGAACAAGGAGAUUCAGUUCUGCCCUGAGGUAGUAAAGAACUAAACCACACAAGGUGGUGGCAACACAGACUGUGGUCAAGAGAUGGUUAUAAAGCCAUGUAAUUCAAGAUGAAAGACAAGGGCUAGAGAGACGGCUCAAUGGUUAAGAGCACAUACUGCCCAAGUUCAGUUUCCA